AUGAACGGUGAAGACCCGCCCGAGAGACCCGAAUACAUCUCCGGCAUCAUUAACGGCCUGGAGCGCUACAAUCCCGAAGCUGUUGGCACACUGGAAUCCUACUUGCAAGAGCAAUGCGAGCAGAAGUACACUGACAGCAAUGCCAACCGCACGCUGUUGAAACUGUACCAGCUCAACCCCGACAGGCUCAAGGAUGAGGUCGUCACCAACAGCCUCGUCAAGGCCAUGACGCAGUUCCCCUCCCCUCAGUUCUCGCUCGCCCUCCACCUCAUCAACCCCUCCGCCGCCAACUCGGGCGAGCUCCACGAAGCCGUGAACAAGCUCCGCACGCUCAACUCGCAGCUCGAGGGUGCGCAGUACUCCAGCUUCUGGGCCACCCUCGACGGCGACGAUCUGUGCGCCGACCUCAUCGCCGACAUCUCCGGCUUCGAGGACACCAUCCGCCACCGCAUCGCCCUCCUCGUUUCCCAGGCUUUCCGCGAGAUCAAGCUAAGCCACCUCGAGGCGUGGUUAGGGUUGAGCGAGGACGCCACCAAGAAGUUCGUCUCGGAGGUCGCUGGGUGGUCCGUGGAGGAGGAUGGAUCCGUCAAGGUGCCUUCGAACCCCGACAACGAGGCCAAGAAGGCCGAGAUCCGCGAGGACGUCAGCGUCGAGCAGUUCUCAAGGGUAAUCAGGAGAUCCUGGGAGGAGGUU
This is a messenger RNA of Clonostachys byssicola, 693 nucleotides long. The record is from the annotation of a GenBank genome assembly. NCBI's taxonomy places the organism in Eukaryota, Fungi, Ascomycota, Sordariomycetes, Hypocreales, Bionectriaceae.